CACACACACACGCAUCCGUGUCAGUCAAUCAGUCCCCCCCAACCCCGCAGAACGAGGCGGUGCAAACGAGCUGAGGAACAUCCCAUCCACCGGCUUUAGCCACAGGCGUCUCGCCUCUGUGUCGAUGGACGUCACAAUGUCUGGCACCACAUAAGGGAUGAAGGCCCUGAGAGAGAGGACAGACACACACACACACCAUACAUAUGCGGCCUGGCCUGGCGUAGCCUGCCUCUGAUAUGUAUGGUGUGGCUGGCCGCCCCGUGCUCACUGUACCUGACUACAGGCGACCGGGAGAUCUCCUGUGCAUCAUCGUCAUCGGCAGGCCUGUACUCGCACAGCCGCUCGUGGUGCACCGCCUCUUGCUCUGUGGCGAACUCCAUUGCACAGAACUCACACUCCCACACCUGCACACCUCCUCCCACACUGCACACGCAGACGCACACGCAGAAAGGGAUAGAUAGAGGGAUGGGGGGACGAUUGAUCACACCACGCACGGCACUAAUGAACCCACCUGCUCGGGUUUGUGAAGCCAUCGAUUUCGGUCUCUUGGCUGAGCUGUUGGUAGAAAUGGUCAAUGACGGUUCUGUCGAAGGAUGGAUCCAUCUCUAUCAGCAGCAUGUCCUCACGAAUGGCCCCCAGCUCCUGCAUCCACUCACAUCACAUGUCAAACCGCUCGCUGCCGUGUCCUCCCCACCUUCCCUGCCUCCCUGCCUCCCUCGUGUCUCACCUUGCUUUGUGUGGCUUCCGAUCCAGGAACAUAGUCGACAAUCCGACCCACCUAGAGAAGAAAGAGGGCGCAUACCGCACCGCGGCCAUCCAUGCCAUGCCCUCCCCUCUGCGCUGCUUUGUCUACACCUCUCUCUUCCCCACCAGGCAUUCCGGCAUGGCCGCCGCCAGCGCUUCGUCCUCCUCAGCGAACGCACCCCAGUCGAUGUACACCUGCAUGUCCAGCAGCUCGGGCACAUAGACCUCCGAUGCCUCGUCGAGUGAGGACGGCCGGUCGCGCUGAGAGGCGUAGAGAGUGAGGCCCGUCAGCCGAAUGGCGUCCUCUCUGAGUGAGAGGCAAACAGGCAGUUGACACGUGGAGCAAGGUGAGUACGUGUUGCUGAUGGUGCGGUGACCUGGUGUCAGCCCCAGCGAUUUGCACGACAAACACAUCGUCUUGGCCCGCCUUGCGGCACUGGGUAAGGGCUACCGGCUGUGGCGCCGCCGAUGUGCGGGGCUUCAGAUACUGCACACCUAGGAAUCAACCCACAUAGACGUGUGUGUCUAUGGAUGUCCACGCACUCCGCUACAAUGCACCUGCUCAGCUCACCGGGCCGUCCGAAGCGGUCCUGUGGGAAGUCAGUUGAGCUCCUGACCUUGACUUGCCCGACCACGCCAUGGGCGCCCAUGAUCGACCCGAUCUCCACAAAGUCAUCCAUGGACCCCUCAUACACCACACACACCCUGGCACCAGCACCCUCACUGUCGCCGUAUCGCUCUCGGAAUGAGGCGUCGCUCUCGAGAGUCCUCUGCAGGCCGUCCCGCAGCCUGGCGAACAGCGGCCGGCUGCUGCGCCGCUGCUGCUGCUCCUCCUCCUCCUCCUCCUCCUCCUAAUGAAUGAAUGCAGCCAGCCAUUCGUGCCGACGGCACAAGAGUUGACCGACAGGGAUCCAUCUGGCCGCUAGCUUCGUGCUCGCUCUUGCCUGUGUUUGUUGCCUCAGUGGUUUGGUCUUCUCCACGAACAGAUCCCACGGGUCGGGCGGUGCCUGGCCGUCCUCAUAGCGCCACGCGUCCUUGGUGCGCCUUCCGCGACGACCCACCUGAUGGAACGAGGCAGGCAGGAUUCCGUCAGAGCAUUCUGCAGGGCGAUGGGUGCGUACCUUUGAGAAUCUGCUGGGCUGGUAGUAUUUGCUGGGCGAGGUGUCCCGCACGGCAUCGCUGGAAGCAGGCUGCGAUGAACGAAUCAGCCGGCUGAUUGACUGGCGUCGACGGACAGGCGCCAGUGGCACAAACGCGGCCGCUUCAGACGGAGGGCACUGCAUCACCAUCAGGUACGCCAUGCAACACACCCAGUGCAAGAUCUGAUGGCUGCAGGUCUGUGCUCGUCUGCGCGUGUGUGUGUUGGUCUCACUCACGUAUGUGUGAACCGACGCCGUCAGGGAUUGUGAGAGCAACAAGGCGACCUUCAUGAGCACUCCCUUCCAACCUCACACAUGCUCCACCGUCAG
Molecule: messenger RNA, 2213 nt
Organism: Vitrella brassicaformis
Lineage: Eukaryota; Vitrellaceae
Source: the annotation of a GenBank genome assembly